UUAUUUUAUAUGAAAUCAAAUUUCAUAUUCUUAAUUAAAUUUUUACGUACUCGUAGCAAAGGUUUACUUGAAGACGUAGACAAAGAAAAUGCACAAAUUCGGUCUUUCGAGUUCAAUAGCACCAAUACAUCCACAACACUACUGAAAUAGUUGCAUAUCCUCGUUUUCACGUUAAUAAAAAGGUAACGAAGAAUUCCACUGAAGCACUUGAACCUACGCAGAUAAAAAAGCAAGGGAUUACACACAUACAUAAAGUUCCCAGUAUUUGAUAGCGAUCGGAUGAAAAGAGUUCCUAUGUUACUAUGAACAUCAAUUUGCUUUUGGCAAGCAGGUACCAGAGGCUUUGCAAAGCGAGCAAAUACUAUAAAUCCGGGGCUUAGAUAAAAGUAACCCUACUGUAUCCCAGUAUAGCAGUUCGACCAAUAUUAGAUGCUUAUCGUUUUGUCAUUGAGAUUUGGACAUUGUGAACCAUGACUAUUAGCUUAGAUCUGUUGUGAUCUGAUAAGUUUAUUAAGACUAUUGUUGUGUGAUGCGGUCAGGUGAUGUGGUGAGGAUCAUUUUGAGCUGGUUGGUCGAUGGCUUAUGUGAUGACGUAGUUUCAUGUAGGCCAAUAGGGUAUUUGACUUAAUCUAAUAAUAAAAAUCUGUUUCAGACAGAUUUCCAAAACAUGUUUUGUAGUCUAUCUAACGGACUAAGCAUAGUUUUUUGACAAAUAGGUAAUAUCUACCCUAUUCAUCCGUCAUCUUCACAAAGAAAUGUGCAAAAUUAUGUAGUUGUUUUUAUAACUAGUUACGUCAGCUUGCGAAUCCUUGCAAGUUUAAACAACUCUACAAUUUAACAUUCAAAACCUCUGCGUCUCAAGGAACUCGGCUUAUCUCUAUACCAGCGAGAGGCAAGCAACCAAAGCUGCAUACAAAUAAAAGAGCAAACUUCAGAUAAACGUAGGCGUAACACGAAAUUUAAAGAUGCACUAACAUUGUGACAUUAACAUGUACCCACACCAAACUAGAACUUCACGGCGUGGAAGCCACAAUUAGCAAUGCAAAUUCACCAAGUGUGAAAGCUGUUCUGAAUUUCAUACCGCGAAUACAUAUGGUAAUUGGGUUUGAAUACAAGAAAAACGCUAUAGUAUAGGGUCUGGCGCUCGUUAAGAUCCUGAAUGCAAGAUGUUUCCAUUCUGUCUCAUUUGCUUAAAGUUUUAGACUUCGUUAGUAUUUUGCGCCAGUUCAUAUUGUAGAGUUGCUGAUAAGUUGCGGUGCUAAGCAGUAAAGUGUGCCUUUGAGAAAAUAAUUACAUUGUAGUAAGAUAACAAGUUGUUAAAAACAAUUUAAGCAGAAAAGCAUGCCUUUCUAAGUUUCUAUCAAAACAAUUGAACAGAAUUUUCGAGAAUUUAAUUUUACAACGUUCAAUUUCAAAAGGAAACUCGUCAAAUCGUAAAAAUAACAUAAAAUAAAUUUCAAUGUACACAAUAUAUUUCAAUAAAAAUACACAAUAAAUGGAUUUUUACUGUACGAUAUUUAUUACUAUUGGAGUCCGGUAUUCGCAAAUGUGUUGCGUCUGUAAAAAAAUGUUAUUUGAAUUUGCGUGGUGGACAUUCUGGUUCUAUAUAUUUUGUCAUGUGCAGAGAGCGCAUACAGUACGGAUUUUUUCCAACAUGCUUCCUACUCAAGUGCCUAAAAUGACGCAAUUUGAGGCCCUAGUGAGAUACAAAACGUGUUUGCUAGUACCACAAUUAGGUCCAUGUCGAAGUAAAAUUUCUAUGUAUUACUUCGAUCCGGAUUCAAAAAAUUGCUCAACAUUCACUUGGGGUGGUUGCCAAGGAAACGGGAAUAGAUUUGAUACACAUGAGGACUGCAUGGGAUUUUGUUUGAGCAAGAGAACGGAUAACAAACACUUCCCAAGAUUUUGCAGUCUCACUUUCGACUACGGGUUCUGUUUUGGAGCAGUCCAGAGGUAUUAUUAUGACCACGCUUGGAAGGUUUGCAAGACCACCAUCUACUCCGGCUGUGGUGGCAAUCAAAAUAACUUCUACAAUUUGGAACAGUGUGAGUCAGUUUGUCGCUUCGGUAGAGGUGCGAUUACAACAAAAAGACCUGUGUCUGGAGGCACCAGGAAAGUUCUCAUCAUCAAUCCCAAUCAGUAACGUAAUAUAAGAUUAAAAACGAAGGAGGUUCAGUAUGAGGGGCCAUCAUCACCUCAUAGAGGAAAACCGUUGCAGUUGUGUGUGAAGAACAGAGACA
Molecule: messenger RNA, 2240 nt
Organism: Trichoplusia ni (cabbage looper)
Lineage: Eukaryota; Metazoa; Arthropoda; Insecta; Lepidoptera; Noctuidae
Product: carboxypeptidase inhibitor SmCI-like
Exons: 4
Coding region: 1496-2143 (215 amino acids)
Molecular function (GO): serine-type endopeptidase inhibitor activity
Source: RefSeq, a predicted model, not a curated record